Dendronephthya gigantea is the source of this 2903-nucleotide messenger RNA. Its product is annotated as kelch-like protein 5. NCBI's taxonomy places the organism in Eukaryota, Metazoa, Cnidaria, Anthozoa, Malacalcyonacea, Nephtheidae. Gene Ontology annotation, molecular function: protein binding. The record is from RefSeq and is a predicted model, not a curated record.
AAACACGGAGGCAAUUAUGACAUUUUUUCAUUUUUGAAGUCGGAACUUUCAGGUCUAGUGGUCUCUAGUCGUUCUGAAGGGUAAACAAAUCAGCCUGUCAUUGUAUUGUCUAUGGAAGAAGGCAAUGAUAUACUUCGUUAUUCGUCCCCGAACGACUUGUUAUCGACAUUUGAAAAAAUGAAUACCUUACGAGGCAACACUCAACUUUGUGAUGUCACUUUAAUGGCGGGGGAAAGAAGGAUUCGAGCACAUCGUGUAAUUAUGGCAGGAUUUAGCGAUUAUUUCGACGCAAUGUUUAACGGAGAUCUAGCAGAAACCAUCCAAGAUGUUAUACAUAUAAGGAAUGUUGAUCCAGAUGCCUUAGCUGCCAUUGUGGAUUACGCUUACACAGGGAAGCUUGAUAUAUGUGUUGACAACGUUGAAAAUCUGCUUACUGUGGCUUGUCUGCUGCAAGUUGAGACCGUGAAACUGAAAUGUUCCGAGUUUAUGAAACAGCAUUUACAUUCCACAAAUUGUUUAGGAAUUAGGGCCUUUGCUGAGGGCCAUGGUUGUGAAGAUCUUUUUAGAGCUGCUGACAACUUCACAAAAGAGAACUUUCUACAGGUUGUUGAAUGCAAGGAAUUCCAAAUGAUUAAUGGAAACCAGUUAGAGGAACUAUUUGCAAGUGAUGACCUAAAUGUGAAUAUGGAAGAAGAGGUUUUCUUUGCAAUGGAAAAAUGGGUCCAGUAUGAUAGGGAGAAUAGAAAGGCAUCUGUCACCAAACUUUUAGAAAAUAUUCGAUUGCCAUUGAUGAGCUGCAAAACACUGACGGAUCGUGUUGAGGAGAAUCCUGUUUUUGCUCUAAGUGAAUGUGGCAGCAAACUCUUGUUAGAAGCAAUGAAGUAUCAUUUAUUACCAGAAAGACGUGCCCAAAUGCAGAAUUCAAGAACCAGGCCUAGGAAGUCCAGUGUGGGCCUGCUCUAUGUUGUAGGAGGUGUAGAGUCAUAUCAAAAUCGUACUCCAAAAGUAGGUACAAGUAACGGCACGGAUACCUCAAAAGGCGCAAUAAGUAUUGAAUGUUAUGAAUUACGACGUAACACAUGGACACCUGUUGCGAUAAUUGGUAAUAAACGUUUGCAGUUUGGUGUGGCAGUGUUGGAUGACAAGUUGUUCAUAGUCGGUGGCCGAGAUGGCUUGAAGACGCUGAACACUGUCGAUUGCUUUGAUCCACGGACGAAAGAAAAAUCUUCAGUUACACCAAUGAACAUUCACCGUCACGGGUUGGGUGUGGGUGUACUCGGUGGUCCUUUGUAUGCUGUUGGUGGCCAUGAUGGAUGGUCAUAUUUAAAUUCGGUAGAAAGGUAUGAUCCUCAAACACGGCAAUGGAGUUUUGUUGCAGCAAUGAGUACUUCACGAAGCACAGUUGGUGUUGCUGUUCUUGAUGGUAAACUCUAUGCCGUUGGAGGAAGAGAUGGUUGCUCUUGUUUAAAUUCUGCUGAAGUUUAUGACCCACACACAAAUAAAUGGACGUUAAUUUCUUCUAUGAUCCAUCGACGCGGAGGCGUGGGUGUGACAGUUCUUGAUGGUUUUCUUUACGCUGUCGGUGGGCAUGAUGCUCCCGCCAGUCAAGACACGUCAAGACAAUUUGAUUCUGUGGAAAGAUACAAUCCCAAGACUGAUGAAUGGACAAUGCUUGCUCCAAUGCUGAACUGCCGCGAUGCUGUGGGGGCGUCGUGGCUCGGAGACAGUAUUUAUGCUGUGGGAGGUUACGAUGGUACUAGGUAUCUAAAUGAUGUUGAACGUUACGAUCCAAUUAAAAACGAAUGGGAACAAGUCAGGAGCUUGAAUACUGGACGUGCUGGCGCAUGCGUGGUCGUUAUACCACCAGUAAACAGAGAACAGUAUCAAUAAGGGAUCCGUUUUCAGCCUCCGUAUCACCUGGGGUACCAGAUUACGCAAUUGGGAUUAUCCAAUCACGGCCGAAUAAUUGGAUGUAAUUAUUGUAAUUAAUUUUUGUUGACGUAAGUGUCAAAAUUGUUAAAUAGUAAAAUUGAGGAAGAGUCGUUUAAAGUUUUUGCGUGCAGCCCUGAAUGACAAUUUGCAUUUUAUUUUCGUGAUAUUCAGGGCAUUGCCCCACGGUAAAACGUAAUUGAUAUGCAAUGACAAGUCAAUCUAAAGGGUGUGCCCAAAAAACCCAAAACCAUUGAAAUCAUCCAUAACAAUGUAAUACUGAGCUGGAAUUUGAAUACCUAGGCACCCUGUUGGGACCCACAAGUCUAUAAACUGUUUGACAUACGCAUUUUUAUGCAUGAUGACAGUAAAAUUUGUCUGAAUCCACAAAUGAUUUUAGUAGAACAAUAUUUACAUUUAUUUAUGACACAACAAAUAUGGACAACAAUAUUUAUAUUAUACAACUCAAACACCAUGUCCUUCGACAUGUCCUUCAGUCCUUCUUCUCAAGCAAAUUUUAAAUCCUUGUGAUCCUAUUUAGCAUUUUAUAAGUUGCGUUAAUCCCCACGAGCAAAAAUUCGCGAACAAGUCAUUCAAAUUUUUACAACAGGUGAUUUCAAUAGUUUUGGUUUUUUGGGACACCUGUAGUGCAGUGUAAACGCGACGAAGAAAUGCAGCAACAUGCAUGAAUGUAAUAUAAGAGUAGAAAACUAUUGUUGAUAAUUUGAAUAGCUUACUGUACAUUUUGCCCUGGUGAAAAUUUAUGUUGAAAGGGUUAUAUAAUUAAAAGGGUUAAUUUAUUUUCGUAGAAUAUUCAUUGUUAUAUUUGGACUUCUUUUUGUUCUUAUGAUCAGUCAGAAUUUAAUACCAAAACUGUUACGACGAGCACAUUGCCUUUUGGAAAUAAACUGGGUUAUACUUAGGUAGCCACUCAAAAGUUUCACUUUUCUUCACUCUCAAGAAAAAAGUCCCAA